Messenger RNA from Globicephala melas (long-finned pilot whale), 1590 nucleotides. RefSeq names its product hepatocyte nuclear factor 4 gamma (gene HNF4G). Gene Ontology annotation, cellular component: nucleus. NCBI's taxonomy places the organism in Eukaryota, Metazoa, Chordata, Mammalia, Artiodactyla, Delphinidae. Gene Ontology annotation, molecular function: zinc ion binding; RNA polymerase II cis-regulatory region sequence-specific DNA binding; nuclear receptor activity. Gene Ontology annotation, biological process: cell differentiation; positive regulation of transcription by RNA polymerase II; anatomical structure development. The record is from RefSeq and is a predicted model, not a curated record.
AUGUGUGUAUCUAAAUCAAUGAUGAGGGUAUCGGAACCGAUACUGGACAUGGAGAUGGCAAAUUACAGUGAAGUUUUGGACCCAACUUACACAACUUUGGAGUUUGAAACUAUGCAGAUUCUGUAUAAUUCAAAUGAUAGUUCUGUCCCAGAGACAACAAGUAUGAAUACCACAGAUAAUGGUGUCAACUGUCUAUGUGCUAUAUGUGGGGACAGAGCGACAGGAAAGCACUACGGCGCCUCCAGCUGUGACGGGUGCAAGGGCUUCUUCAGACGCAGCAUCCGCAAGAGUCACGUUUAUUCCUGCAGGUUCAGUCGGCAAUGUGUUGUUGACAAAGACAAAAGGAAUCAAUGUAGAUACUGUCGAUUAAGAAAGUGCUUUAGAGCAGGAAUGAAAAAAGAAGCUGUGCAAAACGAACGUGAUAGAAUAAGCACCAGAAGAAGCACAUUUGAUGGCAGCAACAUCCCCUCCAUUAACACACUGGCACAAGCAGAAGUUCGGUCUCGCCAGAUCUCAGUCUCAAGCCCUGGUGUGAGCACUGACAUAAAUAUUAAGAAAAUUGCCAGUAUUGGUGAUGUCUGUGAAUCCAUGAAACAGCAGCUCUUAGUCUUGGUGGAAUGGGCUAAAUAUAUUCCUGCCUUUUGUGAGUUACCACUGGAUGAUCAGGUGGCACUGUUGAGAGCUCACGCAGGGGAACAUUUACUGCUUGGAGCUACAAAGAGAUCCAUGGUGUAUAAAGAUAUUUUGCUUUUGGGAAACAAUUACGUUAUUCACCGCAACAGCUGUGAAGUUGAGAUUAGCCGUGUGGCCAACCGGGUUCUAGACGAGCUGGUCCGACCAUUUCAAGAAAUUCAGAUUGAUGACAAUGAAUAUGCUUGUUUGAAGGCAAUUGUAUUUUUUGAUCCAGAUGCAAAAGGGCUAAGUGAUCCAGUAAAGAUUAAGAACAUGCGGUUCCAAGUGCAGCUGAGUUUGGAGGACUACAUCAACGACAGGCAGUACGACUCCCGGGGCAGGUUUGGGGAGCUGCUUCUACUCCUGCCAACGCUGCAGAGCAUCACUUGGCAAAUGAUUGAGCAGAUACAAUUCGUUAAACUUUUUGGGAUGGUUAAAAUCGACAACUUACUUCAGGAGAUGUUACUGGGUGGUGCUUCCAGUGAGGCUAACCAUCUCCAUCAUCCAAUGCACCCACAUUUAUCUCAAGAUCCAUUAACUGGACAAACUAUACUUUUGGGUCCAAUGUCAACACUGGUUCAUACAGACCAGAUCUCAACUCCAGAAACCCCACUUCCUUCCCCACCUCAAGGCUCUGGACAAGAACCGUACAAAAUAGCUGCAAAUCAAGCUUCAGUCAUCUCACACCAGCCUCUCUCCAAACAGAAGCAAUUGUGAGAAUAUGUUUACUUCUGAACGGCACUGCAUAAAUGUGAAAAGUUGUUGGUCUUGAAAUAUCUCAGGAUAGCACUUUUGGCAAACUCUUAGCCAAGGCUUCUUCAUGGUGCUGUUAUAAGAUGGUAUCCUGUUUUCUUGUUUAUAUGCUCAUUUUGUUUGUUGUUGCUAUUGUUUAAAACCUUUAGAGGCAACCAAUGUAUA